AUGUCCAUGAUUAAGCUAGGUAAGUUUGAUGACGCCAAAAAGUUACUCCAACGCCUUCAUGGCACCAACGACGGCGUUCAUAUACUGUUUAAAGAUUUAUUAGCCGCCAACGAAGCAUCAAAGUCGGCAAAAGGAUCUGAGAAGCAAAUUAUGUCUCACACACAUAACAGGCCCUACCGUUUGACGGCAAUAGCUCUCCCCUUGUUCCAACAGCUCACAGGAGUGAAUGUAAUGGUUUUAUAUGCUCCAUACCUUUUUCAGAUUGUAGGAUUUCAAACGAGCGCAGCUCUAACAUAUACUGCCAUCUUUGGAGCGGUCAAUGUUGCUGCAAGCAUCAUCGGUAUAAUCUCGGUCAGUCAAGGUUACAGAAGGUUUUUCCUCAUAGCUGGAGGAGUUCAAUUAUUUGUUGGUCAGAUCAUGUUGGGGAUUCUGGUAUGGAUCAAAUUAGGAGGUUCCGAUGUGUAUGACUACUUGAUUAUAGCCACCAGUUGUAUCUGUGUUUCAGGAUUUGCAUGGUCAUGGGGUCCUUUAGGAUGGAUUUUUCUCUCCAGUGAAGAUGAUAUGUUACUGUUAUACCCGUUGGAGGGUCGGUCAUGCUGCUAG
Papaver somniferum (opium poppy) is the source of this 603-nucleotide messenger RNA. RefSeq names its product sugar transport protein MST8-like. The record is from RefSeq and is a predicted model, not a curated record. Gene Ontology annotation, cellular component: membrane. Gene Ontology annotation, molecular function: carbohydrate transmembrane transporter activity. Bases 1 to 603 code for a protein of 200 amino acids. Gene Ontology annotation, biological process: transmembrane transport. NCBI's taxonomy places the organism in Eukaryota, Viridiplantae, Streptophyta, Magnoliopsida, Ranunculales, Papaveraceae. The transcript is spliced from 2 exons.